Emericellopsis atlantica is the source of this 4072-nucleotide messenger RNA. Its product is annotated as putative copper-transporting ATPase. Gene Ontology annotation, biological process: monoatomic cation transport. The coding region runs from base 145 to 3585 and encodes 1146 amino acids. The record is from RefSeq and is a predicted model, not a curated record. Gene Ontology annotation, molecular function: ATP hydrolysis activity; metal ion binding; ATPase-coupled monoatomic cation transmembrane transporter activity. Gene Ontology annotation, cellular component: membrane. The transcript is spliced from 2 exons. NCBI's taxonomy places the organism in Eukaryota, Fungi, Ascomycota, Sordariomycetes, Hypocreales, Bionectriaceae.
GUCACGUGCCAGCGUGUCGCUAACUAGGUAUCCCGAGACUGGUCUCGACUGGCCAGCAGAAUUCUUAAACCUUCAUCAAUUUCCAACACCAUCUCAACCCCAACCCACGAAAUUCGGACUGAAAAGCGAAGAAGUACUUCAACAAUGGGACAUGACUGUUGCGGUCCACCGGCUACAGCCACUCAGCCGGUUGCUGCACCAAUCGCGGCUCCAAUUGAGGAGACGAGCAGUUGCCAGGAUUCUUGCUGCGAUGGCGGCGACAGCGACGCCGAGCCUCUCGAGACCAAGGACCCGGGUCAGGGAGAGCCCAACCAGGAUAAACCGGACGAUUGCUGCUCCUCUGGUAAAUGCGCGGACGAUAAAGCCAAGGAUGAUACCGACGCGCCUGAUUGCUGCCGUGGCAAGGUAGGCCUAUGUUGCGACACGUCUUGCCUUGACCGCUUGGCUAUGCGGGAAUGCGAAAUGAAUGCUGUCGCUGCCCCCGGAGCAAACGCCCAGACAAAGACUUGUAGUGGAGCUGCCGACGGCAAGGCAUGCAGCCAGCAUAGCACCUCUGCCCUUGACCGCUAUGGCGCCACUCUCCAGGCCCUGGGAUGCAUCUGCCGUGCUCUUAUUGCUCUCGGCCAGGAAACCUGCUGUGAAAUUCGCGAGCGCCAUUCGCUGGACGGGAAGCAGUGCUCCAAGAAGUCGUCUGCUCGCUCCCUUCGCACUUCGCUGGAUUCCUGCAGCAGCAGCGGCUCCGUCACGCAGGACCAGGCUGUGCAGAACCGCCUUCGCCUGCGCAAGGGCUCUGGCGAAAGCGUCAAAUCUGCCAAGCAGUCAUCUACGGUUGCCUGCGCAGGCUCUUGUUACUCCAAGGACAAGCCCGCCAAAGAGCCUUCCAUCAAGGGCAAAUGCUCCAAACCUUGCUGCUCGGAGGGGAAACCUGCCAAGGAGUCUCCCCCCAAGCCCAGCUGCGCGGAUUCAUGCUGCACAAAGGCCAAGCCUAUCGUGGAAGCUGUAGCUGACAUCAAACCUUCUGGAUCUUGCUGUGCGAAGGACAAGGUCCCAGUCAAAGAAGCUCCAACAAAGAGCAACUGCCCCGGUUCUUGCUGCUCCUCUGCUGCGCCUGAUCACGGGUUGGAGGUUGAGAAGGCCCCGAUUCAGGCUAUCACCGACAUAGAGAACCAGGGUACUGGCAAGGAGCAUGUUGUUCUCAGCAUUUCCGGCAUGACUUGUACUGGCUGCGAGACAAAGCUCAAUCGAACUCUCGCUACAGUUCCCGCUGUCAAAGACCUGAAGACGAGCCUGGUUCUCUCACGAGCUGAGUUCAACAUCGACCUUCGCCUCGGCUCGGUGGAAGAAGUCGUGAAACAUCUAGAGCGAACGACCGAAUUCAAGUGCGAAAUAGUUCAGAACCAGGGAUCUAGCCUGGAUCUUAUCGUUCCCGAUGAGCCCUCGAAAUUCAUGAGUCAGACAUGGCCGGAAGGCGUCAUUGAUAUGGCGCUUGUGGACAAGCAGACCGUACGAGUUGCGUUUGAUUCGAAGAUUAUGGGAGCCCGAGACCUCGCCGAGAAGAUCUGGGGCCCGCCAAUUAAACUUGCUCCGCCUCGUGGUGAUCCUUCGCUGGAGGCUGGGAGCAGGCAUGUCCGUCAUGUUGGAUACGUGACGCUUCUCUCCGCUCUCUUGACGAUUCCUGUUCUUGUCAUGGCAUGGGCUCCUCUUCCCGAGCGGGAGUUGGCCUAUUCCUCGGCUUCACUCGCGUUAGCAACCAUCGUUCAAUUUGUUAUCGCAGGACCUUUCUACCCUAAGGCUCUGAAGGCGCUUGUUUUCUCCAGAGUUAUCGAGAUAGACCUCUUAAUCGUCUUGAGCACCAGUGCUGCCUACAUCUUCUCUGUGGUCUCUUUUGGGUACUUCGUCGUAGGGAAACCCCUUUCGACUGGACAAUUCUUCGAAACGAGCACUCUCUUGGUCACUCUGAUCAUGGUUGGCCGAUGGGUUGCAGCUCUCGCUCGUCAGAGAGCUGUUGAGUCUAUUUCUAUCCGGUCACUCCAGGCAUCGACAGCCAUCCUUAUCGACAAAGAAAGUGGAACGGAACGUGAGAUCGACGCCCGACUUCUUCAAUAUGGCGAUACAUUCAAGGUUCUUCCAGACACCAGGAUUCCGACCGAUGGCACUGUUGUCACCGGGUCUUCUGAGGUCGACGAGUCAAUGCUCACGGGUGAAUCCAGACCGGUGGAGAAGUAUCCCAAAUCGGUGGUGAUUGCUGGAUCUAUUAAUGGACCUGGAGUCAUGACUGUUCGGUUGAACCGUCUGCCUGGUGACAAUACCAUCCACGCCAUUGCUGCGAUGGUUGACGAGGCCAAGUUGUCGAAGCCCAAGUUACAGGACCUGGCAGAUCGGGUAGCAUCCUACUUUGUCCCCGUGGUGGUGGCAUUGACGAUCAUUACGUUUGUCAUCUGGGUCGCAGUGGGCAUGACUGUCCGUGGUUAUGGAGGAUCUGAAGCUACCAUUCAGGCCAUCACCUACGCCAUCACUGUUCUCAUCGUCUCUUGCCCAUGUGCAAUUGGAUUGGCUGUUCCGAUGGUCAUUGUAAUUGCCAGCGGAGUCGCAGCGGAACGGGGUAUUAUCUUCAAGUCCGCGGACGCUAUUGAAGUCGCCCAUAAGACUUCGCACGUCGUAUUUGACAAGACGGGAACUUUGACUCGAGGAAAGCUCUCCGUUGUUGGAAACGAGUGCGUCGACGAGGACAAACUUCCACUUCUUCUGGGUCUGGUUGAAAACAGUCGACACCCGGUUUCGGUUGCUGUAGCUGCCCACCUCAAGGACAUCGGAAUCAUGACUUUGACUAUUCCUGAGCCGAAGAGUUUGACUGGUAAAGGUGUCGAAACCACCCUGGGCAGUCAGAAACUUCGAGCUGGCAACUCUCGCUGGCUGAAUCUGUCGGACCAUGAACUCGUCCAGCCGAUGCUUGUUCAAGGCUGCACUGUGUUCUGCUUUACGAUCGACAAUGAGCUGAAGGCGGUCUAUGGACUUCAGGACGAACUUCGACCUGAUGCUGCGGAAACGGUUGAAACCUUGCAGAAGCGUGGUGUCUCGGUGCAUGUGGUUUCUGGCGACGAUGACGGAGCCGUUCGGACCUUGGCAUCCAAGCUUAGCAUUCCUGGUGACAAUGUGCGCUCUCGAAGCUCGCCUGCCGACAAGAAGGAUUACAUCCAGUCUCUCCUCGGUACUGCCACAGAUCGCAAGAAGCCGGUUGUCGUUUUCUGCGGCGACGGCACGAACGAUGCCGUUGCUCUCGCGCAGGCUACUAUCGGCGUCCAUAUGAACGAAGGCACAGAUGUCGCGCAAUCCGCUGCGGAUGUUGUUCUCAUGCGUCCUUCCCUGGCUGGUAUUCUGACCAUGAUAAACGCGAGUCGAAAAUCCGUCAACCGCAUCAAGUUCAACUUUGCGUGGAGUUUCGUGUAUAACACCUUCGCAGUUCUUCUUGCUGCCGGUGCCUUUGUCAACGCGAGAAUCCCUCCAGAGUUUGCGGGACUGGGAGAGUUGGUGAGCGUGCUGCCAGUCAUUGCUGCCGCGGUGCUUCUGCGCUGGUCGAAGAUCUAGACUCAGAGCGCCAUCAUUGCAAGAGUGACGACGGCUGAAGUUCCACAAACUCUCCUUGAUGUCCGACUGGAGUCGUUGUCACCAAAGACGGGAUGCAACAGCUCCCAUCGUGGUCGAAUUUUGAAUCGCAUCGCAGUAUGCUGCAGUCCUGUCGCUAUCGAUCGUUCCAUGGCUUGCUUCAGUAUCAGAGAAGGCUCCUUUUAGGCAGUCUUGACACCAACCGUACCGUUCUACACAUGUCCUAUCCUAUAGGACGUACUCUUAAACAACCACGACUCCUCGAUAGAUUGAGUUGCAGGGGGGAUUCUGUGAAGGGACUCACAGUUUCUCAUCUUGGCUUCAUUCUCAUCGUUGAAGAAGUUUUUAUACAACUAUCUAUAGCUGCCUUUCAUGAUUGGUUUGGAAUCUCUGGCAAAAUUUCCAGCUAAGAUCCAGACAUUAAAUAUUACACUCGCUUACAGGCGAAGCUUUUGAUACAUCUGCUUAU